Messenger RNA from Mus caroli (Ryukyu mouse), 399 nucleotides. Lineage: Eukaryota; Metazoa; Chordata; Mammalia; Rodentia; Muridae. The record is from RefSeq and is a predicted model, not a curated record.
AUGAAGCCACUAUAUAUGGUAUUUGGCCUCUGGGUUCUUGUAGGAUGCUUCCUGUCUGGUGAGUGUCACAGAGCACCCAGAAGACACCCUGAUCGUAGAAGAACACAAGCUUCUUCAACUCACCAGCCCAACUCCUACUCACCAGCUUCAACUCCUCAGCCCAAUCCCAAUCAUGUACAAUCUGGUGUACCACCCUGUUUAGCCACUAGUUCAGGAACUCUGGAGCCAAGUUCUUAUACCCUUGAUAUUCCUGGCAUUCAAAUAAUAUUACAACCUCCACCUAUUUUUAUUGAAAUUCCUGGUUCUAUUUCAAACGUAGUUUCAGAUCCUAGCCCUCAAAGAAAUCCUCCCAACCAAACUCCUCCCACAGUAAAAGCAAAUACAAACGAGGACCAAUAA